AUGGGGAACUGUAUGGGCGGCUCUGCCAAGUGCGCCAAUGCAUCCACUCCCUUCGCAUCGAAGGUGAUCCCGGGAAGCAGCACAUCCAACUCCAAGGCGACGCAAGGGAGCAGCAGCUCCUCAGACGGCCGGAAGAAAGCCACCGACGAGCACGCGCCCGCGGCGGCGCCUCCGGCGACGGCCACUGCACUCAAGUCGUUCAGCACGAGCGACCUCCGCGCGGCGACCAAGAACUUCGGCUCCAGCGCCUACCUGGGGGAAGGCGGGUUCGGGUGCGUGUACAAGGGGUGGAUCGACGAGGUCACCCUCGCCCCGGCCAGGCCCGGCGCCACCAACGCCAUGAUGGUCGCCAUCAAGAAGCUCAAGAAGGAGAGCUACCAGGGCCACCGGGAGUGGCUCACGGAGGUGACCUUCCUCGGGGAGCUCCACCACGACAACCUCGUCAAGCUCGUCGGCUACUGCUCCGACUCCGACAGCAACAAGCUGCUCGUCUACGAGUACAUGCUCCGCGGCAGCCUCGAGAACCACCUCUUCCGCCGCGGCAGCGGCAACCAGCCGCCGCUGCCGUGGGCCACGCGCGUCGUCGUCGCCGCCGACGUCGCUCGAGGGCUCGCCUUCCUGCACUCCCGCGACGUCAUCUUCCGGGACCUCAAGUCCUCCAACGUCCUCCUCGACACCGACCACCGCGCCAAGCUCUCCGACUUCGGGCUCGCCAGGGCCGGGCCCACCGGCGGCAAGACCCACGUCUCCACCCGCGUCGUGGGGACGCGCGGGUACGCCGCGCCGGAGUACGUGGCCACGGGCCACCUCUCGGCCAAGAGCGACGUGUACGGGUUCGGGGUGGUGCUGCUGGAGCUCAUGACAGGAAAGAGAGCCCUGGACGAGUCUCGCGGGCUGGCGGCGGAGCUGCUGGUGGACUGGGCGAGGCCGAUGCUGGUCGGGGACAAGAGGAAGGUCAUCCGGGUCAUGGACACCAGGCUCGGCGGCCAGUACAACAAGAAGCAAGCGCAGGACGUGGCGGCGCUCGCGCUCCGGUGCCUCAACAACGACGGCAGGAGCCGACCAACCAUGGCCGAAGUCCUCCCCUGCCUCGAGCAGCUACUGAAGGAGAACACCACCAAGUCGUCGUCGUCGGCGGCGGCGAGAUCGGCCACGCCGGUGCACAGAGACCAUAGGCGUCACACAGGAUAGCAUAGCAUGUUAGAUCGAUCUUCUUCAUUAGUUGCCUAGAUUAAUCAUCUACUUGAUUCGUUAAUUACAUGUGUAAUGGGUUCGUCGAUCCAGUGAACUAGAAUCUGGAGAUUAGAUA
Lolium rigidum is the source of this 1309-nucleotide messenger RNA. Its product is annotated as probable serine/threonine-protein kinase PBL4. The transcript is spliced from 2 exons. Bases 1 to 1191 code for a protein of 396 amino acids. Gene Ontology annotation, biological process: protein phosphorylation. Gene Ontology annotation, molecular function: protein kinase activity; ATP binding. Lineage: Eukaryota; Viridiplantae; Streptophyta; Magnoliopsida; Poales; Poaceae. The record is from RefSeq and is a predicted model, not a curated record.